This is a messenger RNA of Jatropha curcas, 1806 nucleotides long. RefSeq names its product protein DETOXIFICATION 29. Gene Ontology annotation, cellular component: membrane. The record is from RefSeq and is a predicted model, not a curated record. NCBI's taxonomy places the organism in Eukaryota, Viridiplantae, Streptophyta, Magnoliopsida, Malpighiales, Euphorbiaceae. Gene Ontology annotation, biological process: xenobiotic detoxification by transmembrane export across the plasma membrane. Gene Ontology annotation, molecular function: xenobiotic transmembrane transporter activity; antiporter activity.
UUUUUCAGAGCUUUUAUAUAUUUGGUCCUCUCUUUAUGAAAAACACAUAGCUCUCCCUUUUCCCCUGCCAUGGAUGAUUCAAGGCAGCCACUUCUUUCUCCAAGGCAGGAGGACCAAGACCAAAUACAGUCACUCAAUUCCUUUACCUCGUCAUUCGUCCCUGACGCCGAUGACAUCCCUCCAAUCAAAGAUGUCGGCGAUUUCUUCAGAGAAUUCUAUAGAGAGUCCAAAAAACUCUGGUACCUUGCUGGCCCUGCCAUCUUCACCUCCAUUUGCCAAUACUCUCUUGGCGCCAUCACUCAGGUCUUUUCCGGUCAAGUCGGCACUCUCGAACUCGCUGCCGUCUCAGUUGAAAAUUCCGUCAUUGCCGGCUUUUCCUUCGGCGUAAUGCUUGGGAUGGGAAGUGCUCUGGAAACUUUAUGUGGACAAGCAUUUGGAGCAGGGCAGCUAGAUAUGCUUGGAAUAUAUUUACAGAGAUCAUGGGUCAUUCUUGGCACAACAGCUUCAUUACUUUGCUUGUUAUAUGUAUUUGCAGCUCAACUCCUAAAACUGAUUGGACAAACAGCUGCAAUAUCCAAAACAGCAGGAAUUUUCUCUAUCUGGAUGAUACCUCAAUUAUUCGCUUACGCGAUGAAUUUUCCUAUGGCAAAAUUUUUACAGGCUCAAAGCAAAAUCAUGGUCAUGGCGGUGAUCGCCGCCGCAGCCUUGGUUUUGCAUACUGUUUUUAGUUGGCUGUUGAUGCUGAAGUUAGGGUGGGGAUUGGUCGGCGCUGCGGUGGUGCUAGAUGCGUCGUGGUGGUUUAUUGAUUUGUCGCAGUUUUUGUAUAUAAUUAGCGGAACAUGCGGUAGAGCCUGGAAUGGAUUUUCAUGGAAGGCUUUCCAAAACGUCUGGGGUUUUGUUAGGUUGUCCUUAGCCUCUGCUGUUAUGCUCUGCUUAGAAGUUUGGUACUUCAUGGCAUUGAUACUGUUUGCUGGAUACUUAAAGAACGCUGAAGUUUCAGUGGAUGCCUUGUCCAUAUGUAUGAACAUUUUGGGCUGGACGAUCAUGGUGGCACUGGGAGUGAAUGCUGCUAUAAGUGUAAGAGUAUCAAAUGAACUAGGUGCAGGUCAUCCAAGAACAGCAAAAUUUUCACUGGUAGUAGCUGUUAUAUCAUCGGUCAUUAUUGGUCUCAUCCUCUCUGCCAUUCUCAUAGUUACAAGAAACAUUUAUCCUUCUUUGUUUUCUAAAGAUUCUCAAGUCCAAGAACUAGUCAGAGAGCUAACACCGUUGUUAGCUCUUUGCAUUAUCAUUAACAAUGUUCAGCCUGUUCUUUCCGGUGUGGCAAUUGGAGCUGGAUGGCAAGCUAUUGUGGCAUAUGUAAAUAUAGGUUGUUACUACGUAUUUGGGAUUCCUUUAGGUCUUAUACUGGGUUACAAGCUUGAAUUGGGUGUCAGAGGGAUUUGGUAUGGAAUGAUGUCAGGGACAGCGGUACAAACUUGUGCUCUUUUUUGGAUGGUUUAUAGAACUAACUGGAACAAAGAGGCUUCAAUUGCUGAAGAUAGGAUAAGGAAAUGGGGAGGACAUGCAGAUAACAAAGAGAACAACAUUGACAAAAUAACCUUGUCCUGAGAGUGAAAUGAAGAAAUAAAUGAAAUGAAGAAAAUUAAUAAUUAAUUACCAUAAAUAAUUAUUUAUAUGUUUUCCACUAAGGGUGUUCAAAACUGCCCAUAAACUUUGGUUUUGGAAGAGUGGUGAUUUGGUUUGGUUUGUAAAUUUUUUUUUAAAAAACAAUUUAUAAGAGGAAAAAUUUAUAACAAUUAGUUAAAA